AGUUCAUUUUUUUCAGAGAGUCCCACUCAGCGGAACUUAAUUAUAGCACUAGAUGAUUAGAUCUGGGGUUAUCUUCCUGACCUGCUACUUUUGGAGAAUUCUGCGUCUCAUUCGCAAUAGCAUCUCCGCGAACUUUGCGUCCACCUUCCUUCAUUUGCAAUAGCAUCUCCAGCAACCUUGCAUCCGCCUUCCCUGCGGCGCCACUCCAAGAACUCUGCUUCUGAGGUCGAUCAUCCGUGUUUUUUCAUCAAUUGCUGCCUUCACCACCUAUUUGGUCCUCCAGGAGCACUUCUAUUGCUUAUUUUUCAUUUCCGCAGAUCGGCAACCUUGCAUCCACCUUCCUAGCCGCACUGCUCUGAUAACUCUGCUUCCGAUUUCCGUGGUCUAUCAUCCGUGUUUUUCAUUCACUGCUGCCUUCACCACCUGUUUGGCCCUCCAUAAGCACUUCUAUUGCUCGAUUUCAUUUCCUCAGAUCACUGCAUUAUAAACCCCCAAAAAAUAUACUUCUACUGCUCGUUUUUCAUUUCCUCAAAUCACUUUAUUAUACCAAAAAAUGCGCUCUUGUCCCCCUCAAUAAACACUUCAUUUCCUCCUGCUAUCCAAAAAAAAAAAAACUGUCUCCGGAGUUCUUUUACCUGUAUCCCUCUUUUGGCAGUUAAAAUCUUCCAAGGUUUCCUCCAUUUCAUGUCAUUACACUGCACCUUAGAUUCCUGCAUUCUAAAAACUAGUUGAAAAUUCCCCAAAAAAGGAAAGAAAAAGAAAAGAAAAUAAAAUAAAACUUUUUUGAAGUUAUUUUACCUGUUUCACAUCGUUUGACAGUUCAAAUCUUCCGAAGUUUCCUCCAUUUCGUGUCUUAUACACUACACCUAAGAUCUGUGCAUUGUCAAAAUUAGCCCCAAAACAUCCCAAACAAACACCAACACCAUGGCAGCGGUGGUGUUGGCAGCUGGCUUAAAAAUGGUGGCAUCGCCGAUCCUGAAGAAGCUCCUCACUGAAGCUUCGACAUACAUUGGGGUUGACAUGGCAAGUGAGCUCCAUGAACUGGAGACCACCAUAAUGCCCCAGUUUGAGCUGAUGAUUGAAGCGGCUGACAAGGGCAACCACAGGACUAAACUGGACAAAUGGAUCCAAGACCUCAAACAAGCCUUCCUCAAGGCAGAAGAUUUGCUGGAUGAUCAUGAGUACAGCCGCCUUGAGCGCAAAGCAAAGAAAGGGAAGGAUCCAUUGCCAGCACAUUCCUCCACCAGCAGCACUAUUUUGAAGCCUCUGCGUGCUGCGUCCAACCGGUUGUCCAAUCUGUCCUCCAACAACAGGAAGCUAAUUCGCCAGCUGAAUGAACUGAAGGCCAUUCUGGCGAAAGGCAAGAAGUUCCAUGAUCUUCUUUGCUUACCAGCUGGUAACACCGCAGAGGGCCCUGGUGUACAAGCAGACGUUGUUCCUCAGGUCACAUCAAUUCCACCUCCAAAAGUAAUAGGUCGUGACAAGGAUCGCGACAAUAUUAUAAACCUGCUUACCAAGCCGAUUGGUGUUGAGGAAAAUUCAGCUAUAUGUUCGGGUUUGGCCAUCGUUGGAGCAGGAGGCAUGGGAAAAUCCACCUUGGCACAGUAUGUUUACAAUGACAAGAGGGUACAAGAACAUUUUGAUGUCAAGAUGUGGGUGUGCAUCUCACGCAAACUUGAUGUCGACCGUCAUACACGGGAGAUUAUUGAGUCUGUGGUGGGGGGUGAAUGCCCACGUGUUGGUAAUCUUGAUCCUCUCCAGUGCAAAUUAAGGGGCUUACUGCAAAACAAGAAAUUCCUGCUUGUACUGGAUGAUGUUUGGUUUGAAGAAUCUGGCACUGAGAUGGAAUGGGAGCAACUCCUGCGUCCAUUAGUUUGUGAGCAGACCGGAAGCAAAGUUUUGGUGACUUCUCGAUCGAAUAUACUUCCAGCUUCUCUUUACUGCAAUAAGAUUGUUCCAUUGGAGAACAUGGAAGAUGCCGAGUUCUUGGCACUCUUCAAAAACCAUGCCUUUUCUGGUGCAGAAGUCGGAGAACAUAGUUUGCGUCAGAAGCUAGAAGAGAUUGCAGAGAAGCUUGGUACUAGAUUGGGACGAUCUCCUUUGGCAGCAAAAACUGUGGGUUUACAGCUGAGCAGGAAAAAGGAUAUCACUUCAUGGAAAGAUGCUCUAAAGAAGGACAACUUAAGUGAUCCCACGAAAGCUCUGUUGUGGAGUUAUGAUAAGUUAGAUCCACAUCUGCAGAGAUGCUUCCUAUAUUGCAGCUUAUAUCCAAAAGGCUAUCGAUAUGAAAUAAGGGAGUUGGUUCACCUGUGGAUAGCAGAGGGAUUUAUUGAUUCGUGCAACGAGAACAAAAGAGUGGAAGAUAUUGGAAGAGAUUGCUUCAGUGAGAUGGUCUCUGUUUCAUUCUUUCAACAAGUUCCCAAGAGAGACCCUCGUACAUUCUAUGUUAUGCAUGAUCUUAUUCAUGAUUUGGCAGAGUCACUCUCUAAAGAACACUGCUUCAGAUUAGAGGAUGAUAAGGUGGAGGCAGUACCACGCACUGUUCGACACUUAUCUGUUCGUGUUGAGAGUAUGAUACAGCACAAGCAAAGCAUUUGCGAGCUACCUCAGUUACGUACUAUUAUCUGCAUUGACCCAGUUAUGGAUGAUAUAAGUGAUGUUUUCAAUCAGAUACUGAGGAAUUCGAAGUUGCGUGUACUAUAUCUGUCAUUCUACAACAGUAGCAAGUUGCCAGAAUCAAUUGAUGAGCUGAAGCAUCUUAGGUAUUUAAACAUCAUCGACACGUCAAUUUCUGAAUUGCCAAGCUCAUUAUGUACUCUUUACCACUUACAGUUCCUUAAGUUCAGUAUCAGAGUUAAGAGUUUGCCUGACAAGCUCUGCAAUUUAAAUAAGCUGUGGUAUCUUGAACGGCACGGGAGUUGGAUAGAUGAUGAUCCGUUCAACAGUGCUGUGCCUCAAGUUCCCAACAUAGGCAAGCUAACUUUGCUCCAACAACUUUUUAACUUUUCUGUGGAAAAGCAGAAGGGAUAUGAGUUGCGGCAGCUGAGGGACAUGAACGAGCUUGGUGGCUGUUUAAAUGUUACAAAUCUUGAAAAUGUCACUGCAAAGGAUGAAGCUAUAGAGUCCAACCUACACCGGAAAACUCAUCUUGAAAGUUUGCACCUUGGCUGGAUUUAUAUGGAUGACAUAAAUGUAGAGGACAGUUUACACUUGGAGAUUUUGGAAUGCCUGAUGCCUCCGCCCCGACUUAAGGGCCUCACAAUCCAAGGUUACAGAUCGGCGAAAUAUCCAGGUUGGUUUCUUCAGGAUUCAUAUUUUGAGAAUCUGGAAACCUUUAAGCUUGUUAACUGCACUGCAUUAGAACGCCUACCAACCAAUGUAGAACUCUUCAGGAAUUGCUGCUCACUUCACCUCAAGGAUAUGCCAAACCUAAAGACAUUACCUUGUCUUCCAGCAGGUCUUAAAAUGUUAUCAAUUACCAAUUGUCCACUGCUUAUAUUUGUUUCCAGUGAUGAACCAGAGCAGCAUGAUCAGUGGGAGAAUAUCAUGAAUAGAGAGCAAUUGGUAUCAAACCUUUCUUUGAUAUCGGGUAAGAGUUUUGUAUCAAAAACAAGUGACAUAAUAGCAUCGGAAUUUUCAUCUCUGGAGCAGUUAAUGGCAUUGAUGGACGAGGAUAUGCCACGUGUUGAAAACAUUAGAAGUAUUACAGAAAGAGAGGAAUUUGUGAUAGAGGAUGGCAUCAAUGCAUGGAUAUAUUGCCACAUGGAGAGGAUGGGACUCAUUUAUGGAAGAAGCAUCGGGCGGCCUCUGGUUCCACCAUCAGAACUUCACGAACUCACUCUUUCUUCAUGCAGUAUUACAGAUGGGGCAUUAGCUGUUUGCCUUAAUGGUCUUACUUUACUGAGAACUUUGUGCUUAACUCAGAUCAUGACUUUGACUACCCUUCCGUCGCAAGAGGUCCUCCAACAUUUGACAAACCUGAAGUACCUGGAUAUCAAGUCUUGCUGGUGUCUCAAGUCAUUAGGGGGUUUACGAGCUGCUACCUCCCUUUUGGAGGUCAGAUUGUUUUCCUGCCCUUCUCUAAACUUGGCACGUGGAGCAGAUGAAAUGCCAUUAUCUCUUGCGAAGCUCAAAAUAUUUUGGUGCACAGUUGGAGCUAAUUUUCUCAGUACUGGUCUCCCGCACCUGAGAGAGCUUUACAUAUUUAGCUGCAGAAGCUCUGCAUCCUUGUCGAUUGGUCAUCUCAGCUCCCUUGUAUCAUUAUCACUAUGCAGUCUACCGGAUCUAUGCAUUGUUGAAGGACUGUCUUCCCUACAACUUCACGAGUUAAAUUUACAAGUUGUCCCGAAGCUCAACGCGAAAUGCAUCGCACAGUUUCGGGUGCAGAAAUGGCUCCUUGUUAGCAGCCCUGUGAUACUCGACCACAUGCUCUCGGCUAAAGGUUUUAUAGUUCCAGAAGUUCUCUAUCUUUUUAAUUGCAAGAAGUCAUCCGUUUCAUUCGAAGAAUCUGCAAAUUUCUCAUCCCUGCGGGACCUGACAUUGGCUCAAUGUGAAAUGAGGUCCUUGCCAGGAAAUCUCAAGUGCCUGACUAGUCUGACACGACUUGGUAUCAUGGACUGUCCCAACAUAUCAUCUUUACCUGAUCUGCCAUCCUCCCUCCAACAUAUAUUUGUUUGGGGUUGUGAGCGCCUGAAGGAGAGCUGCCAAGCACCUGAUGGAGAAAGCUGGCCAAAGAUUGCGAGUAUCCGCUGCAAGGAAAUCAAAUGAACUGUGAUUUCAGAUUCACAGCUAUAAAUGAAUGCAAAGUUGAAUUUGAUGCAGGCUGGGAGAAUGAAGCUUCGUUUUCCAACAAUCUCAAGAUCCAGCAACCUCAUCUCCACUGCCUGUCAGGAGUUGAGUGUUGGGCUGCCUCAAGCUCACUUACACUUCAACUCUGUCUGCGCUGUGGCUGGUGCGGACCCCUUGGCUCCUUUCAUCCUCGAUUGCGCUAUGCAUCGCUCUUCCACUCUUGAGGGCUCCAUUGCUGUGCUAAGAGCCCAAGACACGUGUGCCUAAGUUUGAAGCUCGUUUUAUGUUACUAUUGUGUUUUUUUUAUCCUGUCAUGGAGUGUCACUUCUGAUUUUGAUUGGUGCUGGUCAUAAAUAUUAUUUCUUGUGUGCCGAGAGUCGAUAUCUCACGAGUUCUGGAGGGUAAAAGCCCCACAAUUAUGUACAGUAUUGGAGCUGAACUUCUGCAGUUCAUGUCUGGAGUUUUGCUGAAGGUCUGAUGUGAAGCAGCUCUGAAUCAUUUUAAGAGGCUCAGGAUAUCCACAACUCAUUGUCCAGCUUUUAACCCAUUGCCAGUCAUAUCCUCCUUCGAUGAAUACAAAUCUGAAUACACUAGUAGCCCUCACAGCAGGUCUUAAUUUCUCAUCAAGCUAUGGCAAUCAGUGUCAAUCGCUUGAUUUUGCGGCCAUUCUAGAGACAGGGAGAAGUAAUCACACUCAGUCCGACCUGAGUCACUCGAGUGUAUGACGUCACUUUGUGUGGGCAUUGUCUCCCCUCUAGAGUUUGCUCAUGUGGGAUCAUUGUCUCCCCUCUAGAGUUUGCUCGUGUGGGAUCAUUGUUUGGGGACUAUGGUGACUGUUAAAAUUCCGUAGAACUAAGUGUAAAUAACUAUUUUUCAGAGAUGCUGGUCAGGGUGCACUAGCUAAUUAAUCUUGACAGAAUGUGUUGUGGGAUAAAUUUAAUCACAAGGGUCGAAGGUGGACAAGCAAAGUUUUGGUGACUUCUCGAUCGAAUAUACUUCCAGCUUCU
Molecule: messenger RNA, 5795 nt
Organism: Hordeum vulgare subsp. vulgare (domesticated barley)
Lineage: Eukaryota; Viridiplantae; Streptophyta; Magnoliopsida; Poales; Poaceae
Product: disease resistance protein RGA2-like
Exons: 4
Coding region: 925-4767 (1280 amino acids)
Biological process (GO): defense response to other organism
Molecular function (GO): ADP binding
Source: RefSeq, a predicted model, not a curated record